This is a messenger RNA of Cercocebus atys (sooty mangabey), 425 nucleotides long. Its product is annotated as codanin-1-like. The record is from RefSeq and is a predicted model, not a curated record. Lineage: Eukaryota; Metazoa; Chordata; Mammalia; Primates; Cercopithecidae. The transcript has 2 exons. Bases 3 to 386 code for a protein of 127 amino acids.
CCAUGUGGUUCCAGCUGAAUUUUUUCCCCCUCUCUCUUUCUUCACUCCUUUUUCUUUCCAAACAGGGAAAAGUGUUCCACGAAGCGGUAGCGCCUUUCCGCCUCGCGUUUCCCUCCCUGACCCUGGUCCCGGCUCCUGUCCCGGCGCGAGCUGGUGGGGCGAGCGCCGGGAGCCCAUCUGCUCCCGGGGGCGCGGGGCGCGGGGCCGGCUUCCGCCCGGCACAUGGCUGCAGCCGCCCAGCGCGCACCCCGAGGCGCCGCGCCCAGCUCGCCCGAGGUCCGUCGGAGGCGCCCGGCCGCCCCGGAGCCAGGCAGCGGCUGAGCGGGGAAGCUCCCGCGUCCGGGAAUCGGGAUGUCCCUCCUCCUCCUCCUCUUGCUAGGAGGUGAUUUUCCUGUGAGUAGAAAAUGCAGGGCUGGGAGUGGUGU